This is a messenger RNA of Hirsutella rhossiliensis, 1632 nucleotides long. Its product is annotated as ABC transporter domain-containing protein. The transcript has 5 exons. Gene Ontology annotation, cellular component: membrane. Lineage: Eukaryota; Fungi; Ascomycota; Sordariomycetes; Hypocreales; Ophiocordycipitaceae. Gene Ontology annotation, molecular function: ATP hydrolysis activity; ABC-type transporter activity; ATP binding. The record is from RefSeq and is a predicted model, not a curated record. Bases 1 to 1632 code for a protein of 543 amino acids.
AUGCCUUACUCUACUCCCGCCAGCGAGCAAGACCUGGAGAAAGGUUGUGAGGGGAACGGUUAUCUUUUCAACUCGUCUGUCAAGGACAUCACCUGGAAAGGGGUCACGGUGACAGUCGAGGACAAAACCACCACGACCAACCGGACCAUUGUUGAUGAUGUAUGCGGAACGGUCAAGGCUGGCGAGAUUUGCGCCAUCGUGGGUCCCUCUGGCUGUGGCAAGACUACGUUGCUCAGCGUUUUGGCCGACAAACCCAUCAAGGCCAAAAAGAUUGAGUCGGAAAUUCUGGUCAACUCAAGCUUCGUGUCGCGCUCAGACUUCAAGAGAGCGUCGUGUUUCGUUGAGCAUGAAGACGCUUUCAUCGGCUCUCUCACGGCUCGGGAGAGCGUUGAGUUCGCCUCGCGCCUGGCUUGCUCUGCUUCCCUUCCCCGCCAUGUCCGCGAUAACCGAAUCGAUUCACUUCUCCAUUCCUUCGGCCUGACGGAGCAGGCCAACACGCUCAUCGGCACGUCGCUUCGCCAUGGCAUCUCGGUCGGCGAGAAGCGUCGAGUCAGCGUCGUGUCUCAGCUCAUCACCUGCCCGAAGAUACUUUUUCUCGAUGAGCCCACGAGCGGCCUCGAUUCGGCCGCGAGCUACAAAGUCGUCAGCUACCUCAAAUCUGUCGCCAAGCAAAACAAUCUCAUCGUGAUCAUCUCCAUCCACCAACCCUCGGCCAAAACCUUUGGUCUUUUCGACAAGCUGAUGCUCUUGACUGGCGGCAAGAUGCAUUACUUUGGCUCCAUGGAUGGCUUCGUACCGUACUAUGAGUCCACUGGCAUCCAAAUCCAAAGCAACGUCAACCCUUCCGAACAUCUCCUCGAUCUCGUCAACAUCGAUUUUGCCGAGGACAGGGCGGCGGCUGAGAAGCGCCUUGGUGAGCUGCAUGAGGCUUGGGAACGCUCGCCGCAAUACAAAGAAGUUUGCAGCGCCUUGCCGGUGACGGGGACUUCGACCAGUGGCAACAUCAAGCUCAAGUUCGUCGAUAAGAGGCCCAGCAAGUGGAGUCUGACUCUAACGCUCCUCCAUCGCAACUUUAUUAAAAGCCACCGCGAUGUGAUGGCGUAUGGGACCCGUCUCGUCCUAUUCGCCGUCAUAGCUCUACUGUCAGGCACCGUCUGGCUCCGUCUCGACUCGGGACAGUCUUCAAUUCAGUCCUACAUCAUUGCUCUCUUUGCCGGCACCACGCUCGUUCCCUUUAUAUCGAUUGCGUAUACCCCGGCAUUUCUCGAAGACCACCACCAGUACACGAAGGAGAGGGGAAGUGGAUUAUACGGUCCGACCGAGUUCAUCAUUGCCAACUCUCUCAUUGGGAUUCCCGCCCUUUUCGCGACAAACAGCGGCUUCAUGGUCCCUCCGACGAUGAUCAACCGUUUUUACAAAAAUGCCGUCUACCACUUGAACCAUCAAAAGUACGUUUUCCAGGGCUUGAUGGCCAACGAGUUCAAGGAUCGGUGCAAGAUUGCCGGACAAGCAGUCCUCGACUACUACGACAUUUCUGGCAAGCGAAGCCUUGCUAGAAACGUGGGCAUUACAAUAGCCAUUAUAUUUGUCUACCGUCUGCUGGCUUGGUCUGUUCUGAAAAUGCGCAGGUGA